Linum tenue is the source of this 577-nucleotide messenger RNA. The record is from the annotation of a GenBank genome assembly. Lineage: Eukaryota; Viridiplantae; Streptophyta; Magnoliopsida; Malpighiales; Linaceae.
CCCGCCCGUCCACGUGGAUUUUGUGGCUGGGAGGAAGGAGGAGAACAGCGUGGAUGAUAUGCGAGCUCCAGAAACAGAGAGUCCUUCCUUCUUUCCCCCGCUCACUCUCAUUACCGCCAUAGCCACUUGAUAAACCAGAAAGCUCCAGAACAAAAUGCCCUUUGGAGCAGCACCAGCAGCAGCUUCGGUUCCACGCCUGCAAUCCCCAUUCCUAUGCUGCCCUCUCAAAUCGCCGUGUUUGUCUCCUUUCAAGUCCGCGAGAAGCUUCACCUUUCAAUCCCCCCGGCGGCCGUCGUCGACGCCUUAUCCCCUCGUUAGAGCCGCUGAUCUCGACGCCAACACGAUUACAGCAUUAUCCGUUGGGCUAGUGAGCGUGGCAGUGGGAAUUGGCAUUCCAGUGUUCUACGAAUCCCAAAUUAAUAAUGCUUUUAGUACGACGGCGAUGGAUACGGAGAGCGACACGGUGGCGCUGGUGUGCUACCCGCAGAAGGUCGCUUUCAUCCGCCGUCUUCUAGAUUUGGAUUCCGUCAUCCGAUCAGAAAUCGUAGAGGCCAUAACCACGUCAUCUCAGAUCUGA